GAUUCUUCAAAACUCGGGCGAUUUUGUUUCCUCAAGCGGGUAUUGUAUAUUUUCCCGCUCAAGCAAUAGUUUCUGUUUCGAGAACAUCUUCUUCGAAUGAAUGGCAUCCGCUUCCGAUUCCCGAUCAACCGGCGUCACCGGCAGAAUCAAAUCCGCCGCCACCAUUAUGCACUCCGACAAUCAAUCCCUCCUUGCAGAAUUGCGUAAGACGCUGAUUAUGAUGAAGGAAAUUGGGGUGGAUUUGGAGAAGGAAAAACAGUACAAGAUGGUCAAGGAGCUUGAAAAAUCUAUUGUUGAGCUGUUGAGUGCCUAUGAAAACUGUAACAACUUUUCAUCUGCAAUUCAGUCGGUUGGAAAUACAUAUGAACCAAAAGAAGAGUUGACAGAUUUUGAGAAACUACUUGAUGAUGAAGUUGCAAAAGUCAGCGAAAGUUCAUCUUCAAAUUUUGCGAACCAUCCUAUAAUUCGGCAAUUUAGAGAAGCUAUUUGGAAUGUUCACCAUGCAGGACAAGCUAUGGCAGGUGAGGAGCAGGAAGACGUUGUGAUGACCAGUACUCAGUGUAAUCUAUUGAAUGUCACUUGCCCGUUAAGUGGAAAGCCUGUCACUGAAUUAGCAGAACCCGUUCGCAGCGUGGAAUGCAAGCACAUAUACGAAAAGGCAGCCAUAAUGCAGUACCUUAAUUCCAAGAAAUCUCGCGCUCAAUGCCCGGUUGCAGCCUGUCCUAAGAUGUUGCAGCCUGAUAAGGUUGUGCUUGAUCCAUUCUUAGAGAUUGAAAUCGAUGAACUACGAAAGAUGUCUAGGCAUUCUGGGAGAAUACAGGACUUCACAGAGCUUGAUGCAGAUUAGCACCACUGAAUUACUUUCUUUUCCUCCUUUACAUUUUGUUAUCUUUAUUAGCGUUGUCACCGGUUGGUCGUUCGGGUCAGUCUCUGGAUCAAAUGUUUUGGUUGGUAAGUUAAGCUAGUUGGGAUGUAUAUGGUAUGUAUAGUUUGUCUAUAUCGUCUCUAGUUGAAUGGAGAAACAUGGCUUCAUUGACAAAUUGUCAUUGCCCUUUAUAUGUUGAGUAAAAAAUGGUGGUAUGUAUGUACUUUGAAUUUGUGGCCUUAAUCAAAAUAAAACAAACUACAUUUUAUCCA
Cucumis sativus (cucumber) is the source of this 1137-nucleotide messenger RNA. RefSeq names its product E3 SUMO-protein ligase MMS21. NCBI's taxonomy places the organism in Eukaryota, Viridiplantae, Streptophyta, Magnoliopsida, Cucurbitales, Cucurbitaceae. The transcript is spliced from 7 exons. The coding region runs from base 101 to 847 and encodes 248 amino acids. The record is from RefSeq and is a predicted model, not a curated record. Gene Ontology annotation, biological process: protein sumoylation; double-strand break repair via homologous recombination. Gene Ontology annotation, cellular component: Smc5-Smc6 complex; nucleus. Gene Ontology annotation, molecular function: SUMO ligase activity; zinc ion binding.